UUAUAACAAAAAAGUAUUUUUUAUUUCAGAAAAGGAUGGAUCUGUUGGAGGCCGUACGCAAGACCCAGGUCGUGGUUCAGGUGCUCAAGAACGAGAGAGCAGACCCAGCCGUCUGGGACGCCCUGUACGAUGAGGCUGUAGACCUGGCAGCUUCCAUGGAAGUGAUGCCAUCAACGCCUCGCAGAACUAGCAAACAACAGCACAGGGACAACCAUCCUGCCUCCGAUUCUAGGACAUAUUGGCGCAUAUCCCUGUUCUACCAAUUUCUAGAUCACCUCGUGCAGGAAAUACCGUUUCGCAGCUCAGACGCUCAUUCCAUCGAGGGUACAGUCUGUCACAGAUAAAGACAUAAUCAGCCGUGUACGAAUGCUAUGCAGCGGACCUCCAGUGUGAGCGUCAACAGCUGGACCAAGAGGUCAA
This is a messenger RNA of Dreissena polymorpha, 420 nucleotides long. RefSeq lists its product as uncharacterized. The record is from RefSeq and is a predicted model, not a curated record. The transcript is spliced from 3 exons. Bases 36 to 344 code for a protein of 102 amino acids. Lineage: Eukaryota; Metazoa; Mollusca; Bivalvia; Myida; Dreissenidae.